Molecule: messenger RNA, 965 nt
Organism: Cokeromyces recurvatus
Lineage: Eukaryota; Fungi; Mucoromycota; Mucoromycetes; Mucorales; Mucoraceae
Exons: 2
Coding region: 49-900 (283 amino acids)
Source: RefSeq, a predicted model, not a curated record
UUUUUUUUUUCUUUUUUUUAUAUUAUUAUUAACACAUUCAAAUAUACAAUGUCACAUCCUCAUUCAGCAUUGCAAAUCUAUCAGUUUUUAUUUACUUUACAUGAAAACUGUUCUAAAGAAACAUUUAGUGCUUUACUUCUUUCCUUCAAGACACCCCGUUUUACAAGUGUGAUGACGUUAAUUGGACGAUGGACACCGACAUUAGCAGCGCAAGCCCCUCAAGUCGUAAAUGACUUUCAACAGCUAAUUACAAGUGCAGCUCGUAGCCAAGACUAUGAUCAGCUUUUGAUGCGUGUUGCUGAUCAUUAUUGGGUCAUUUACCGAGUUUCUUGUUUUCUAGAAAACGACCUUCAGUUUGAAUUAUUUGUUCGAUGUCUUUGUCUUGAUAGUACGACUCCUGUCAGUAAAAAGGAAGUCAAGGAGACCCUCUUACAGUUCUUAUGUCAGCUUCCUAUUGACUCACGAGAUUAUGUAGGAGAAAUCUUGAGUGAUGACCAUCAUGGCUAUUUGACGCGCGAAGAUGUCUUGAAAAUAAAUAAAGAAGAAGGACAGAUGUCUGGCUAUUAUGAAGGUUUUCUGGAUUUGGAUCGAGUGUAUGAAAUUAUGAAUGAUCCAAACUUGUUUGAUCAAUUUAUGGCCAUCAUUCAAACAAAUACAGCAAGACAAAUACCUUGGUCGCAGACGAUUCAAGAAAUAUAUGAAUUAACAGUUCAAAAGGGAAUUUGGGAUCAGUUAGCACCUUUACUUCAACAAGUUUAUGUGAAUACAGAUACAACGGAAUAUUCAUCUUAUGAAGAUUAUGUGCAGAAAAACUUUUUAGAUGACGGUGGCCAGGCUUAUUUGGACGAAGAAAUUAAACGUGUUCAAGUUGAACACAUGAUGAGUAAAUUAAGUAUGUAAUUGAUACAUAGGCUUGUUUUUUUAUUAUUUCUUUCGUUUUUUUUUUUUUUUUCAUUCCCCCUUCC